GACAGGCCCUUCCACGGCUUACGGCAGGGCUUCUGAGGGGAAGGACGAGGGGCGCUCAGCCUCUCCGAGGGAGGGCGGGGGGAGGUCUCCGGCGUCUUGCUUUUCUCCCCGGGCGUGUGAAGGAGCGCGGCAGGCAUGGCUGGUACUAUGAUAGUAGUUGGCCUGACAAUAGCUGCUGCUGGUUACGCAGGUCGUUAUGCACUGCAAGUAAUGAAGCAAAUGGAACCACAAGUAAAGCAAGCUCUGCAAGCUCUGCCAAAAACAGCCUUCAGUGGCUACUACAGAGGAGGAUUCGAAAGCAAAAUGAGCAAGCGGGAAGCUGCUUUAAUAUUAGGAGUGAGUCCUACAGCUAACAAAGGAAAAAUCAGAGAAGCUCACAGAAGAAUCAUGCUUUUGAAUCAUCCUGAUAAAGGUGGGUCUCCUUAUGUUGCAGCCAAAAUUAAUGAAGCUAAGGACUUACUGGAAGGUCAAGCUAAGAAAUGAAAACUCAUCACUGGCUUAACAAUUAUAUUUUCAAAAUAGCCCAAAGAAAAUUGAUAAAUGAAGCUGUGAUAUAUGCCAAAAGGAAAUUCUUGUUUCGAUGUAGGGCAUAUCCUUCUCUGUGGUUAUUUUUAGAAUUUAAUGUUAACCACAACUUCUGAUGCAGGAGAUGUGCAAGCUUUGUGCGGAACCAGUUAGUCAGAUAGUAAUAUCUGAAAUUCACACUGCUUUCAUUUUAGAUUAUAAAAUUAACAGGGAAAAUGUGAACAUCCAAGACUGCUGAAAACACCUGUGAGGCUUAACAAUAGUUUGAAAUAAUUUAUUUCUCAACUGAGAACAGCUGUAUUAUUUUAUCAUAGAAUUACGGUCUGGUAUUCUUAAAAAAUGAUUUCGGCUUUUUUAUUACUAUGGUUUCUGAGCAAUAAAAUUCUUACAGUAUUUCUUUAUAUGACUGUAUAAGAAAGAGUUGUUACAGAAUGGUCACUCUUGUAAGAUGGGCGUUACCUUCCUGCUGGUCAAACAGCCAUUCAUGAACGAGAACCAAGUUGGCAGUCUCCAACAUUCUAACAAAAUCUUCAAAAUAACAUAGUUUUAAACUCUAUGUACCAAAAAAAGCUUAGCUUUACUAAUAAUGGCUCCUGUCCUUGUGAAAAUUUGAAGAGGAUUAAAACAAAAAGGGAAAGAACUAGUCUUGAAGCUGUCAUGGAUUUUAAAAAUCCAAGUAUUAACUGUUGUUAUUGAAUAAUGUUCUUUCUCCUCUCUGCCUUAGAUGUAAGCUAGAUUUUGAGCUGGGCAGCGGCGGCGUGGGAAUUGAUUUUGUGGCUUCUAAAACAUGGUUGUUUGGUUUGUUUUCUGCAGCUUACAAAAUCAAGUUGCUCAACAUAUUUUUGGGAUUGUAUGCUUUUUUCCAAACUUUUUUUAUCGUGAAGGUGGAACUUUGGCCAAUUUGUUACCCAGCUAAGCCUGAGGUUGAAUGUACUUAAAGCAGGAAGCUCUAUAGGAUGCAUUUUGGGAUCCUAUGUUUGAGUGAGUAGCUGGGGAACUUUUCUGCGGGACUCUAGUGGGGAAGAUUAUGAAAUAUUAGGAGGUGGCAGAUUCAUCUGAUUAUACUAUUCUACCUUUCAGGCAGAAUUGAAGCCAUGCACACAGCAUCAACAGUCAUAAAUAUAAAUACAGGAUAUUAAAGUCUAAAAAUAAUAAAUUAUAGGUUCCUUCCCAAAGAGAAUUGGGAGGAAUAUGGGAAGUGAGGGAAACAGGCCAUCUGGAGCAACUUGGGGAAGGGUUUUGUACCAUGCUCCUGUCACUUGCAGGAUGGGUAUAGUGUUUGCCUGCCUACUGAAGAAUAGGAAGAAUUACAAUUACAGAAAAUGUGAACAAACUGUCUCCAGUAUUAGGAAGGUUGAAAGGAUUAGAUAACAAGUAGGAUAGUCCUGUGAAAGUGCACUGAGAACAGGGAGAAAGAAAUGGCAAGUAUUAGGAGAAUGGAAGAAUAUUACACAUAAGACCAAGAGAGUAAGGCACUGAACCAUAUAACCAAUACAGUCUCUACUAAUCUGGAGCUCCUGUAUAUCAGUGGCUACCCUCUAGUCCACAGAAGAUAAUCAGUUUCAUGUGUGAAAGAAAUUUAACCACAACUUUAGUAGAAAUAGAUGGGGAGAAGUCUGAGUCAAUGAAAAUAAAAUCACUCCAUCAAAGCAACUAUUUAUGCAAAGCCAUUGACAUGGUCUUGCAUUACAGGUAGUCUCCAGUUUAAGAACCGGUUCCGUUCCCAAGAUCUGUCCUUAAGUCAAAUUUCUAUG
Molecule: messenger RNA, 2279 nt
Organism: Python bivittatus (Burmese python)
Lineage: Eukaryota; Metazoa; Chordata; Lepidosauria; Squamata; Pythonidae
Gene: DNAJC19
Product: DnaJ heat shock protein family (Hsp40) member C19
Biological process (GO): protein import into mitochondrial matrix
Cellular component (GO): PAM complex, Tim23 associated import motor
Molecular function (GO): ATPase activator activity
Source: RefSeq, a predicted model, not a curated record